This is a messenger RNA of Carassius gibelio (silver crucian carp), 487 nucleotides long. RefSeq names its product cytochrome b-c1 complex subunit 10 (gene uqcr11). The transcript has 2 exons. Gene Ontology annotation, biological process: mitochondrial electron transport, ubiquinol to cytochrome c. Lineage: Eukaryota; Metazoa; Chordata; Actinopteri; Cypriniformes; Cyprinidae. The record is from RefSeq and is a predicted model, not a curated record. The coding region runs from base 26 to 202 and encodes 58 amino acids. Gene Ontology annotation, cellular component: mitochondrial inner membrane.
AACACAGAAAGAGAGAGAGAAAGUGAUGCAAAAAAUAAUAAAGCGGAUCGGACCCAAAUAUGUCUCCAUUGCCAGAACGUGGGUUCCGACGCUGCUCGGAUGGGGUACAGUUGGUGGCCUGGCUGUUGUAUAUUUCACAGACUGGCGGCUGAUCAUGGAUUAUGUUCCCUACAUCAGAGGCAAAUUCAAGAAGGACGACUAGUUGACCAGAUCUCUGGAAAUCUGCUGCUGUGCAUUUUAGCCGGGAACAAACAGCUGAUGCUUUGACCAACCAGUAGGCGGCGCUGCUGAUGUGACAUUCAGCCAUAAAGAUCGAAGAUCUGCCACAGUGUUAUAUUUGUGUUGAAAAUAUCUUAUAAUGUUGUUUGUGUGUAAAUCAGUCUUGCUUACAAGCUGUUGUCUGUACAGGGAGUCUAAAAUGGUUUAGUUUUAUGCGUGGCACAUCCAUAUUGCGUUACUUUUGUGAAUAAAUGGUGAUAUUUCUCUA